Messenger RNA from Volvox carteri f. nagariensis, 498 nucleotides. RefSeq lists its product as uncharacterized. Bases 1 to 498 code for a protein of 165 amino acids. Lineage: Eukaryota; Viridiplantae; Chlorophyta; Chlorophyceae; Chlamydomonadales; Volvocaceae. The record is from RefSeq and is a predicted model, not a curated record. The transcript has a single exon.
AUGCUGGGCCUCGUUCCGCCACCGCCCACAGGUGGCGCGAUGCGCACGACGCCGAUGCGAAUCGAACCCAAGACCUUCUUCGCCAAUGAGCGCACUUUCCUGGCUUGGCUGCACAUGGCAGUGACCCUGGGAUCGGUCAGUGCAGCGUUGCUGGGCUUUGCUGCCGGCGCCGAAACCGACACCGCGCCGGAAUCCGGCGGCGAGGCCGUUAGCCGCCAUCUCGUAGAGCUCAUCGCGCUCAUUUUGUUGCCGCUGGCGGUCUGUAUGUGUUGUUAUGCCCUGUAUGUGUUUAUCUGGCGCGCCGGCAACAUUGCAAAGAAGCGUGCCGUCCACUUUGACGACCGGAUCGGACCACUGUGUUUGUGUGGCGCAGUUGUGGUGGCAUUGGUUGCUAUCACGUUACUUAGCCUGAUUGACUUUUUCGAGCUCCUAGCCUCUGUAGAUUCCGCGCUCCCGCCGCCGCCGCCGCCGCCGGCGCUAGCCGCUACGGUACUUUGA